AUGUCGCUGACGUUAGACUGGCGCAUGCAGUUCCCUCUCUUGCCUGGCAGCCGAAACUUCGGGCCCAGCCAGUGUGCCUUGUACUCGUCCUCAAACCCGCUGCAGCAGCAGCAGCAGCAGCAGCAGCAGCAACAGCAAGGGGCUCGCCAGCAGCAGCUCAGUGCAGGGACAGCAGGGACGUCAAGACCAGCAGCAGCAAAAGCAGCAAGUGCAGGCAACACGGAGCUGCGCCAACAGCAGCAAUAUCGGCAAAAACAACAAGAGCUGCAGCAGCAACGGAAUCAGCAGCAGCAGUUGCUGCUGCUGCUCUUACUACAGCAGCAGCUGACCUCUGCAGCACCGAAUUGCGGGCCAGCUCGCACAGGUCAACCGGCGAGCAGCAGCAGCAGCAGCAGCAGACUGCACCGAUGUCCCGCACUGCAGCACCAUAUCACCAGCGGAAACGAGCGCGUGCAGCAGCAGCAGCAACAGCAGCAGCAGCAGCGGCAGCAGCAGCAGUGGCAGCAGCAGUACCGCAGCGAGAGAGUACUCCUCCACAGCAGCAGCAGCAGCAGCAAUGUCAGCAGCACAGCAGUAGCUGGCAAAUGCAUCGGUUUUAAGAGGCACCUCUACAAGCGCCAGCAGGAGCGACAGAAACAGCAACAGCAGCAGCAACACCAGCAGCAGCAGCGGCACCAACACCAGCAGCAGCAGCAGCAGCAGCACCAGCACCAGCAAUCCCAGCAGCAGCAGCACCAGCACCAGCAAUACCAGCAGCAGCAGCAGCAGCAGCACCAGCACCAGCACCAGCAAUACCAGCAGCAGCAGCAGCAGCAGCAAUACCAGCAGCAGCAGCAGCAGCAGCAGCAGCAGCAAUACCAGCAGCAGCAGCAGCAGCAGCGGGGGCGCACCAACUUCGAGGAAAAGCGCGUUGUUGGAGAGGGGAGACAUGGCAAUUCCAAUUUGCUGCAGGUAGAAGAGGUACUGCAGCACGGGGCUCUUCUUCAACAAAAUCCCAUGAUUGACUCCGCGGGCCAACAGAAACAUCGUCGCCAAGUGCGAGACGCUCCCGGCUUCCCCGCAGUGCGGCCUGGGCUGCACCACUCGCACUGGGCGUUCCUCGUUUGCGCGUCCGGGGGCCCCCGGGGAGCCCCCAGGGGGCUCCGUCGGGGCCCCGCGGGGCCCCGGGACAGGUUCUGCUGCUGCGCAGCAGCAGCUCGCUGA
Eimeria necatrix is the source of this 1203-nucleotide messenger RNA. RefSeq lists its product as hypothetical. The record is from RefSeq and is a predicted model, not a curated record. The coding region runs from base 1 to 1203 and encodes 400 amino acids. The transcript has 3 exons. Lineage: Eukaryota; Apicomplexa; Conoidasida; Eucoccidiorida; Eimeriidae.